CUGACGCCGAACAGUUACUCCUUGAUGGUGGGGUUUCUGCUCCGGUGUGAGGAGUUGGGCUACAGGCCGACGACGGCACUAUUCAUGAAUCUGUACCAGAUAGGCCGAGGAAGUCACAAGAACUGUGCGGCCUAUGCUACUCUUCAGCAGCUGCCGAAGAAGAGGAGUUUCACGGAUUUGCCUACGUCCAUUCAUGGGUGGAAGAGCAAGUUCGUGUUUGUGUCCAUUGGUGAGAGUGGCACCGAGUUUCCCUCCCUCGGCCAUACCGGGAGGUUUAACCUGCACGACCUGCCGAAGAGCUCUAUUCUGGACGCUCAGGUGGAAGCUUUCUUGGAAGGGGGGCCGAGGAGCGUGAAGGAUUACAUCACUGAAUACAAGAUGGCCGCCCUCGGCUUCGUGAGGUACUAUGUCUAUGGUGACAAAGAGGAUGACCUCCAACUCUGGCCGAGGAUGACCACCACCUUUGAGGAGGCCGACGGCCCGGACUUGGGCAUUCCUGCUGAGGCCGAUGAUUUUGUCAUGGACCGUCGUUCCAUGAUGGCUAUUGCCAAGGCCAAAGCGGCCGAGGAGAUUGCUGCUAAGGCGGCCGAGGCGGCCAGACGUGCCGCGGCCGGUGGGAGCGGGGCUACUGCUGAUGUGGCCCCAAAGCCUGCUCCAUUGAAGAAGAAAAGGCCGGCCUCUGACGGCCAAAAAAAG
Cuscuta europaea is the source of this 696-nucleotide messenger RNA. NCBI's taxonomy places the organism in Eukaryota, Viridiplantae, Streptophyta, Magnoliopsida, Solanales, Convolvulaceae. The record is from the annotation of a GenBank genome assembly.